CAGUUGGUUUUCGAGGCAAACAAGGUGCCAGGAGGUUUCCAAUGUUUACAAAUAUCAAGUACAGCUUGAACAGGAAAGCAUAGCUGUAUUUUUAGUUGCUUUGCUUGUCGCUAAAGCUAAGCAACCAUAAUGUGUUUACCUCCAGAAAAAGCUUCCGAGUUAAAGCAGAUAAUACAAAACCAUCUGCUUAAGAUGGACAUCCACGGGAAGAUCCGAGAGGUGCUGGCAGAGACUAUAAAGGAUGAUCAAGGCUCAGGGCAUCGACAUCUGUCUGAGGCAGACUUUGUUCAAGCUCUCCAACGAAGAGGCAUCAUCGACAACGUGAUGAAAGACCUCCACUUUACCCAGCAAAAUGCUACAAAUAUAGAAGCAGAAUCUCCUCCCAAGCCUGCUGCCCAUAAUGUUGACCAGGAUAGGACUCAUCUUAAGAGAACUAAUCUUGAUCCAUCAAGGCGAUACCUUUAUCUUCAAGUACUUGGAGGUAAGGCCUUUCUCGAGCACCUCCAGGAAUCGGAGCCUUUACCUGGUCAGGUGUGUUCUACGUUUACACUCUACCUGCACUUCCGCAACCAGAGGUUUCGCUCCAAACCAGUUCCCUGUGCGUGUGAUCCUGACCUGAAGGAAGGCUUCCUUCUAGAGGUCCACAGGGAUGCCGUUGGAGAUGGAAGCAAGAUGGUAGAUGCAACGACCAUGCUGUCUAUGUGUGAUCCAGUUCACUUUGUGCUGAUCAAGACGGACACUUCCAGUGAAACAACGCUGGUCUCCUCUCACUUUCUGGACUGGAGGAGAGUCCUCAGCUCGCCCAGUUGCAAGACAUGUUUCCCUGUAGAGCUGAUGGGAGUCGGUAGUGAGAGUAAAAUCCCAGCAGGCAUUUUGACCGUCAGCCUGGAGCUCUUCCCUCCUCUCCAAGAGACUCUGAACGCUGAUAUCAUCAGUACACAGCAAUCACUGGAGAGGCAGAGAACGGCAGAGAAGGAAAGGCUCUUCCUGGUUUACGCCAAACAGUGGUGGAGAGAGUUCCUGGAGAUCCGAUCGUCUCACCAGUCCAAACUGGUCAAGAUCUUUGCUCAGGAUGAGAACGGGGUGAACAGGCCAGUGUGUUCCUACGUACGUGUCCUACGGGCCGGCCGCCUGCUGGAGAGCCCAAGACAGGCCGCCCGGUUCGUCAGCCUUCUCGCCCAUGAGCGAGCCCCGGUGGUGGGAGGAGGGGGCAAGCAGGAGCAGUGGUGCACACUGAUGGCUUUUCUGUGUAGAGGGAAGGGAGACUGUGAGGACCAUGCCACUCUGCUCUGCAGCCUUCUGCUGGGCUUUGGGCUGGAUGCAUAUGUCUGUGUGGGUACCAAGGCCAAGAGUGGUCCACAUGCCUGGGUCCUGACACGCGGUACUGAUGGAAGCAUCACUUUCUGGGAGAGCCUGACAGCACACAGAUAUCUGCACCGACCAAUUGAUCCAGACGCUCCCCCUCUGGCCCCCCAACCCAAAUCCUCGGCCCCUUAUCGUACCGUGGGCUGCGUCUUCAACCACCAGACCUUCCUGGCUAACUGCCAGCCUUCUGAUGCUGUGGAGCUUUGUGUCUUUGACUUCCAGAAUCCGUCACGCUGGAAGGCGAUGAGUGAAGAAGCUCUGAAGUCUGUCUGUGCUCCAGGAUCCACCACAUCUUUACCUCCUCUGCCUCCUCUCUGCGCUCCGUCUCUGGAUCCUGCUGUGGCCAGCAACCAUCUGGAGUUGGAGAUGCGCUUCCUGGUGUCAGAGCAUAGGAAGGAUCUUGAUCUGACCACAGUGUGGGACGACCACCUCUCCUACCUGCUGUCCUCGGCACUGUCGGCUUAUGAAAUGGAGCGCUGCACCGGCGUCUCCUGUGGCAACGAAGAGUUCCAGGACGCAGUAAGGAGGGCCGUGCCGGAUGGACACACCUUCAAAGGGUUCCCCAUUCACUUCCUGCACCGCAACGCUCGCAGAGCCUUCGCCACCUGCCUCAGGUCUCCAUUCUGUGAAGAGAUAGUGUGUUGCCGUGGUGACCAUGUGAGGCUUGCCGUUCGUGUCCGGGUUUUUGUGUAUCCUGAGAAUGCCUGCGCAGUGUGGAUGAUGUUUGCCUGUAAAUACCGCUCUGUGCUCUGACCACCUGAUGUCCUACGCUGCACAAAGACCCCUGCAGGACACACGGCUCCACAAGAACACUGAUCUGACCUCGGUGAACUUGAGGAAAGAUUAUUUUAUAAAUCACUAGAAUAUUUAUGUUUGAAGACAUUUUUUUUAUUUUUGCAAAUAAACUGAAAUUUUAACAACUGCACACUUUUUUAUGGAUAUUAUUGGAGCACAUUGGUCUUGCUUUUAUGCUUCAAGUUGCAGUGGUAUAUAUAUAUAUAUUUAUAUAUUUUAUUUUUGAUAACUUCAGCUGAUAAGUUUUCGCAUUCCAGCUUAGGAUACACACAAAGCAAUGUUUUUAAUUCCUAACUAGAAAAGCACUGAGAACGCCAACCUCAACCAAGCUGAACAUUCUUUCCCAAAUUGUGGCUCACAUCUAUAGCUGAUCUGCAUCAUUACUAAAUUAAAUUAAUAGUUCCUUGCCUUGAGGUGCACCGUGGGUAAAAAUGUCCAUAAAAUCUGUUCAUAAGUUUUUUAUGAUCCUAAAAAAAACCACAGAUGUUUCCUCUGUUUUUUUUGUUUUGUUUUUGUCUUCAGUGAAAUACCUCCAAACUUUUUGAGUCCCAUGCUGAGGCUGUGGUAGUGAUGGGCUCAGCACCACCGAUGCAUCGUUGCAUGCAUGUUGCCCACAGAGCAAAAAACAGUAUUGGUGCGUGUGCCGUUUCAAGAAAGUCAUGUGACCGAUACAGGAGUUGUUUCUAACUGACUGACUCACUAAACUGUGUUUAAAAAUGUUUCUGUCAUCAUGAUGCAUCUGCU
Cyprinodon variegatus (sheepshead minnow) is the source of this 2904-nucleotide messenger RNA. RefSeq names its product centrosomal protein 76kDa (gene cep76). Lineage: Eukaryota; Metazoa; Chordata; Actinopteri; Cyprinodontiformes; Cyprinodontidae. The coding region runs from base 130 to 2118 and encodes 662 amino acids. The record is from RefSeq and is a predicted model, not a curated record. The transcript has 13 exons.